This is a messenger RNA of Macrobrachium nipponense, 10106 nucleotides long. Its product is annotated as nucleolar protein 4-like. The transcript has 11 exons. NCBI's taxonomy places the organism in Eukaryota, Metazoa, Arthropoda, Malacostraca, Decapoda, Palaemonidae. The record is from RefSeq and is a predicted model, not a curated record. The coding region runs from base 841 to 3816 and encodes 991 amino acids.
UCGGUCAGUUGGAGUCAGAUAGCGGUUGGCGGUCGGUGUGAGAGGAGGUUGUAGUCGCUCGCUCUUCCCUGGCUACCUCACUCCGGACACCGCACGUCGCUUACCGUGCUAUAUCGCCGAGACGCGACAACUAACGGCGAAUGUUUUUUUUCUAGUUUGUUUGUGAUCCAGUGGCAGAUUUUUGAGGUUAUUUAUAGUGGGGAUGUAAAGAAAUAUUUGAUAAAAAAAAUUAUUAAUGACUCGGAACUAACGUAGGCGUAUGUACGAAAUAGUGUACUAUGAUGAAAGUUUCAGCAGAAGAGAAGCAACCCCACUUUGAUCUGAGAAUGGGGAAAAGACUUUCGACAUUUUCAGAAAGUAGCAUUUAGAAGCAAAAUACAGACAAGAUUAUUAACGUAGUAUAAGCCACUGAUGAAGAACUAAGGCCUAACAAAACCCCUGCAGUGACAUCUUGUAAAAGUAGGUUAACUCCUUGGAAAAGUAAGGAAUACUGUGACUGAUCCAUCAAAUCAAAGGAAGUUCAAGAGGUGACAAUGCUAGACCAACUUGGAUUCGAGACGCUCGACCUAUGACCCCAUGCGGGAGAGGAGAGAGUGACGGAAGUUCUUGCGAGUUCAAGGUCGUUUCCCGAGGAACAAGUUUCAUUUUUAUACGUUGACUUCGAGGUGUGGCUCCUAUCCAUUCGUAGUAUUAUAUUUAUUGGUUUCUUAUAGUUACUGCCUAGGCCUAAUGGUGGGCUGCAUUCCUCUGGUGUAAGAUCGUUGUCUCAAGGUUCGUAAGGUUAAACGCUUUGUAAUAAACAUUGUUCCUUCGCUUGUAAGUGGUAUUCAGUCAAUUAAAAUGUUAAACUACGCUGCUAAUCUCGGUCCACUGAAUGACACCGGAAACAUCCUGGGGCACUGGGGGAGCCCCCAAGAUGCUGGUGCCCGGACGGGAGCUUCGUCCCCUCCUUCAGAAUCUACGGCGAGCAAGUCACCUGUCGUCAAGAUCGUCCAUCCAAUCACCAUUCAGUCAGAGAGGCCACAGGACAGAUCACCCAGGAAGAGGGACCGCAGGACGGCCGGACUCCUACUGAACCCUGGAGGUUCCCCUGAUAUGCCACAGGGUAUGAGGGAACCCGAAUUUAAAGGGGAAAUUCACCCCCCACCAACCAAGAUGUCCCGUCUGGGCAUGUACGAGACGUACCAACCGUGGGUCCUGCAGACCUACGGAGACUCUGCCAAGACGAAAACGAUCACCAGGAAUAAAUACCAAAGAAUCCUGCAGAUCCUUCGUGGUGAUUACGUCGACAAUGAGACGUCUAAGUUCAAACUGUGGGUCAAAGGCCGCGGAUUUAGGAUUGGGCCGCCCCCAGGGUUCGUGGGGAAUGGCGGAGGAGGCGUGGAAGACACCCUGAAGGACCCCUUGAAGGAACCCCUAGGGAUCACCCAGUUGUCAUCGACGGGUACUCCUGCGUCUAUCGACUAUAAUCCUGAUAAGGAUCCGUUUCCUGAUAUCUACGUACAAACUGGAACGAUCAAGGACCAGGAGGGACACGAUAGAAUUUGCUUCAAAAAGGUUGCGGUCGUGGAGGACUUCUUCGACAUCAUUUAUAAUCUCCAUGUCUGUAAAGAGGGCAAAGACCAGAAGCAUAUGGGACAGAAGAGAACUUACAGAGCGGUGUCGGAGCGUUACGCCUUCGUUCCCCGGGAAGCAGUCACUAAAUUCCUGGUCCUGUGCACCGAAUGUCCCAGGAGGUCGGUUGGUGUUCAUGUGGGCGUGGGCGUUCCCGUAGGCGUGACCACCUUGCCCGGAGGCCCGCAGCUAGCCCCGCCCAUAGCGCCGCCCAUCUCGAGCAGCAUGCAAGUUCAGACACAAACGACCGUUGGAAGCAAAACAUCCGACGAUCGGCUGGGCGAUAAGCCCAGGUUCCUACCCAUGCUGCCUCACCAGCAGCAGCACCAGCACCAGCAACCCCCAUCCCAGCACCAACACCAGCACCAACACCAACACCAGCACCAACACCAGCACCAGCACCAGCAGCCUCAGCCAGUGGCAAAACCUCAGCCGUUGCUGAAGCACCAGCAGCAGCAGACCUUGCCCCACCCCAUCCACAUACAGCCCAUAAAGAUUCAGCCCAAAACCAAAGGAACGGAGACCCAAACUCAGUACAGUCAGCAGCAGACGACCCAUCACCAAAAGCAGUUACAUCCCCAACAACACCAACAGCCACAACAACAGCAGCAGCAACAACAACAACAAUCUAAUUCCAUGCAACAGCAGCAAGCUCAGCAGUCGGAACAGCAGCGGCAAGAACAGCUGCAGAAGCAGCAGCAGCAGCAGCAGCAGGAGCAGGAGCAGAAGGAGAGGGAGGAGGCAUUCGACAAGAAAGUCAGCGCCGUCAGCCACGACUUGGAGUACCGACUGCCCUUCACCAACAUCUACCUGAAGCACUGUCAUCAUCAUAAUAAUAACAACAAUAAUAACAACAACAAUAACAACAGCCUCAAUAACAACAAUAACGCCUUGGGUGACACCAUCUGCAACAGCAUUAACAGGGACGGUGACAUUCCCAACAGCAACAGCAACAGCGCCGAUAACAGCAGCAGCAUCAGCGAUAAGAACAAUGGGAUAUUCCACGGCAGCCCCAUCGACAUCAUUAACAAUAACAACAUCAUCAAAUACAACAAUAAUUUCACCCAGACUCAAAUAAAGGACGGUCCCAAUAAUCUUCCGGAAUCCGAUGGUAGUGAAGACGAACUGAAGAACGCCGACGUCGAGAGAAAGCCAGAGAGCAGAGGGACUGAGUGGUGUCCAUACCAGCCCUUGGGCCUCACCAGAACGACAGACACAACUCGGCGGAGCCCCUGUGCCUCGCCUUCGGGAAGUGAGAGAGCGGCGACGGCGACGCCCUUAGACACCGCCAGCAACGCCGAGGACACUUCCAGCAACGGCAACAAAGACGACGAAGACGAUGACGCCGACGAUGACAACGACGAUGACAAAAUUGACGCACAGUAUGAUCCCGAACGUCUCAAGGCUUUCAACAUGUUCGUCAGGUUGUUUGUGGACGAGAACCUGGACCGAAUCGUUCCUAUCAGCAAACAACCCAAGGAGAAGAUCCAAGCCAUCAUCGACGCAUGCGCCAGACAGUUUCCAGAAUUCGCCGAGAGAACGCGUAAGAGGAUCAGAACCUACCUGAAGAGCUGCAGGAGAAACAAAAGAACGCGCGAUUCCAAUGGUUGGGAAACUCCCUCUCGGCCAACUCCGCCUCAUCUCACAAGCAUCCAGGCUGAGCAGAUCUUGGCCAACGCGUGCGAGAACGAAGCUCAGAACGCCAAAAGAAUGAGACUGGGUCUGGAGCCCAUUGCCCAGCCGAACCCGCUCAACCCACAACCCCAAGCUCAGAUGGGCUCUGACAAGCCGUUGGCCUUAGUUGAUACUGUUGUGAAAACAGAGUCCAAUGCGCCGCAUGUGUCAGCUCUGGCCAAAGCUUUGGAACGUCCGUUGUCAGAAUCUAAAGUAAUGAAUGGGUCGUCGAUGUUCCAAGCAUCAUUCCAACAAAGUUUCCAAAAGGUGUCAUCUCUAACUGGGUCCACUGUUCAUUCACAGCCAGGCCUCGCCCCUAUGUUGGCCACUACCUCUGCAUCCGUCAUCUCCAACGGCCCAACAGAUCUCAGUGUUAAAGGGUCUUCUAAGCCUACACGCCCCACGCUCAAUGCUGUUGAAGUUGCAGCAGUCCGACAGCUCAUAACAGGAUACCGUGAAUCUGCAGCAUUCCUACUGAGGUCUGCUGACGAAUUAGAGAACCUUUUAAUUCAUCAACAAAGUCCGUAGUAGUGUAUGUGUAAAGCUUGAUAUUGUAAGUGUGUAAAUGUGAAGACACUGUAGUGUAUAUUAUUCAAGAAUGAAUUGUACAUGUGGAACUCAAUGGUGUUGUCCUGGCUGUCUCAAUGCUGCUCACUUUUGAAAUGUAUAUGGUACAAUAUCAAUGUUUUCUGAGAAUAUGUAGUAGAACUAGUAAGAUUAUUUAUUUAUAGACUUAGGUCUAAAUUAUUCACAUGCGCAGCAGAAAGCUUGAAUGUAACAAUCAUUGGUGCUGCCUAUUGUGUCAAUCACAGCAGACAGAAUCUAUUAUGAGGUUUAAGUCUCAUCCCCAUCUGGUGGUAAGCAGUUCCCAGUCACUUUAGCUUUUAAAUUCAAGCGCCAUUUUGACAGUCUUAAUUCAGCCAAGCUUUGGUCUUAAGCCUUAUUGUAGAAUUUGGCCAACGCAAACCACAAACCAGUUGAGAUCCACCGAGGGUUACUUCAUAGCAAGAAAGUAGUAUUUAUGUUAAUUCAGUAUUUGAAUCAAAUCAAACUUAUAAUCAAACAGAUGAAAUAUACAUACAUACAUUUAGAAUAGUUUGGGUAGUUUUUAAAAGUUCCUAAAACCAACAGAAAUUGGUUAUGGCCACUAAGAUAUUAUGGUUGAAGUAUAUAAAUCCUUUUUUCAUUGCUCCUCGAUUUAUUGGAAUCUUUUAUCCUGAAUAAAGAGAAGAAAGUUAGGUUAUACUGAAGUAAGGAAAUUCUAAAUUCUAGAUGAGAACAUUUUUGUUCCUCUGCAAUAAUGCACAACAAAAGCCAUUUUGCGUUGGAUUUAGACACCUUUUAAAACCUGCUGUAGGCUAUGCUCGACUAUUCAGUGAGUUAUGAUCUUGAUGCUAGAUUUACAUUCACACUACAUGGAAGUAUCACUGCCUGUUCAACCAAGUUUAUAAUUAAGGUCCAUAUCCAGCACUACUGUACAUCUUCUGCACUCACCAUGCAUGCAAUCAUUGACAUGCAUUGAAAUGUAAUAUGUCUGCUGAUGAAAUGUGCAGUGUAGAAUCUAGCCAGUUUACCAAAUACUGUUCUGAUUUACAACAUUCCAGUGUGCAUCCACAACUUGUGAGUUAAUGUUGUCAAACAAGUAUUCAUUUGAUGUCUGUCAGCCUUUAUAAUAAAGUGCUUGCUAUGAAUGUUAUGACCCUCGGGUUUCAUGAGAUGCCUUGACAAAUUUGUAGGCAUUUGACAUAGCAGUCUUCUGUUGCCACAUGCUGAAUAUGAAUAUAUCGCCUAGAGUAUCUAGUGAAUUUCAUAUAGUUUACUAUGGAAGUGCCUCUCUCCCAACAAAAUUACAUAUGUACAUUUUGAAUAUCAGGAAACAGUGUGAGAUCAUGGGCCAUUUCUUUUUAAAUAUUUCUGAAAUCAUAUUGUACAUAAAAAAGACAAACUCCUAUUGGCCAAUCCCAAGUGGCACCAACUUUAUUUGUUGGUCACUUUUGUGAUAGAAAAAUAGUUAAGUAGAUAUGUAAGUUAACAUCAGGCAUUUAUUUUAUGAAUCUUUGUUUAUGUAGCAUUGUUCAACAAUGUUGCAUUUCAUUUUUUAUAGUUGCCAUAUGAUCUGCAAAUACUUAAAAAUGAUGGACCAUCAGGUUAUAGUUUUUAAGACUCUGGAGAACUUCUUUGAUCACUCAAAGUUUAACAUUGACCAAAAUUAAGUCCAGGUUAUUGGACCUACACAACUUUCUUGCACGUUGAGUAUUUUUUUAGUCUUUGAGGUAGCUUUCAUACAACAAAUAUAAUUACAAAGUGGUAGUUCCUGUCAGUAAAUGUCACUUGUAUUUGAAGGAGUAUUGCUUGCUAUAAGUCAGUCACACCAGAGGAAAAAAUAUUUCAUGUAAAUUUUACAAUGUUAAAAAUAUGAUCAUUUUAUCAGUUUUGUGCUACUUUCUUUUUAAUUUUGAUGUUGUGUAGGAAUGUUUCAAGGAAUUACUGUAACAUUAUAGUUUAUUAAACCAUUUUUAGAUAUUGUGUUUAUUGUAUAGGAAUCUGGUUGAAGUAAAGACUUUCCACCUUUUAAAAUUUUGAGUGUUCAAAAGGUGGUCUAGAGUACAUGAGUACGUAAGGAACUUGUUCUCAGUGAUGGUAUUUGUGAAUUGAGGAGUUAGAAGAGUUAAAAGCAGCAUAGUCCUGCUGCCCAAGUUAUGAGAUCAGUUGAACUUGAUCAUGUGUACAUUUUAAGAUAAGAAUGUAUGACAUGCUAUAAUGAAAGGGAGACUGCAAUAAAAAUAGGGAUUUAUCUUUUUCCCACAAGUAAUAACACUAGAAUUUUAUUAUAUCAACUAUUGCCACAUCCAGUGAGUCUUUUUUCAAUUUCAUUUGACAAAGAUAUUGGUUCUUUAGCUUUAGUAAAGAUACAUUUAUUUAAUGGGAUAUUAGAAAGGAAAAAUAAUGUUUAAAAAUUUGUUGCUGUGGUAAGGGCUUGUUGUUUACAGCAAUUUAUGUAGUAUAAUAAAAAAUCUAAUAUAAAACAAUGCUCACCAGGGACUUUAUGACAAUGAAUCAUAAACUUUUAUUUCUAUUAAGUAAUGUACCCUGCCAAUUAUGUAAAUUUGCAGUACAGUAGUACAUACACAGAUCUGCAAUUUUUAAAAGUCAUUGAGAUUGUGUUUGGCUGAACAUUUACACAUUAUAUUCUAUGUAUGCAAAGAUCUCACAUAUGUUUUUUGCAACCUAUAUUGUAUAAGCAUUAAAUCUAUGUUAUUAAGAUUUAGAUAAGAAAACAUGAAUGAUCUUUAAAGAUGGAUUAUAUUGGCAAUAUAAUACAUUAUUGAAAAGCCAGAAGGGAAAAUGCUUCAGGAGUUAUGGGGAUUUUAAGAAUUUUAAGAUUGUUUCCCAUAAAGUUUACUUUUUCUGUAGUUAAGCAAUCCAAAUUUAAUCUUUACAUAAAUUGAGUACUAGUUUGCACUUAGUUGUUUAGUUGCAUUCUUAUGAACAGUGUACAAAGCAUAACUUGAAAAUUGUUACAGUAAAUCCUAAACAACAGUGUUUCUUCUAGUAUGAAUGACUCUCAGUUGUCUCCUAAAGCCAAAGGACAUAUGUCAAGCUUAUUUGGUCUAAUAAGAAUUUUAGUGUCAUGAGAUGUGGGAAGAGCAGAAUUGCAUCUCUUGUAGGGUAGUAUUUGUCACUGCUUUAUUAAGUCAUUGUUGAGUUUAAGGAGUAUAAAAGGGAAGUUCCUUCAAGUGUUUUGGUUUUUAAAUUCCAUCAAAUAGAUUAUCAAAUGUGCAAUGUCAAAUUUCACAUUAAAUGUUAUGAAUGUACAUUUUAUGAUGGGUGCCCCCCAAAAACAGCACAGUAGUAUGUGCAAUAUUAUGAACUGGCUUCAGUAAUUGCUCACACUCGAUGUUUAUUUUCAAAAGGUAGAUUUUUACUAAGAUGAAUGGCAUACCAAGGUUUUCUCUUAAAUGGAGAGUAGUAGAUUAUAUAAAAUUUUCAUUUGAGAUUAUAGUACUGCAUAAUCUAAUGUUAUACUUUCUGUGUUCACUUUGCAAUGAUUAAUCUUUGUGAACAUUUUUUCUUUAAUUCAUGAUCUCAUUCUAAAUGUUUCUCUGGGUAAAUUUAGUUCCUUAUCUGUAUGUAAUGAUAUCAUCUAGAAUUUUGUGUGCAAAAUAUUCAUUCAAGUCUGAAAAUCAAGUUUUUUUCAUAGAUAUUAUCACUUGUAGUUGUUAUGAAGUAGCUUCCAGGGGAGAGUACUGAACAGUAAUGUAUCUACAAAGAAUACCAGUUUUUAUAGUUUCUGGGUAAUGGGUUUUGCUACAACCACAUUGUUACUAGCCAAACCUAAAGCACAUGGAGGUUUUGUUGUUGCUCUAAGAAACAAGGAAUUUUUCCCAUUCUGCUGCUUAUGACCCAAACCCAACCUCAAUAAAUGUGCAUUAGUGGUGCCAUAAAUGAUGACAGAAGUGCACAUUGUGUUACCUCAGACUGUUGUGUAAAUGAAAAGUUUUCAGAGAAUUGUAAGUCAUGUGAUUGUUGAGCUGUGUUUCAGAGUAUUUUGGGUAUUCUUAGAAAACAGUGUGAUACAAGAUGUUUGGGACUUUUUAAGUGUGAUUCUCUUUGAAAACACGAUUAUGCUGUAGCGAUGAGUACUGUAUUAGGUCUUAUAUAGUGAGGUAUGGAAUCAUGGGCAUUUGGGAUAGCGACUUAUGUUGCUGUAGGUAUUGCUUUAUGCUCAAUGUAAGUUUUUUUUAUCAUGCUUUAAUUGUCUUUCGAUUCUUGAACAUUUGAUUUUUGUGAGUGCUUUUAAUGUUUGAUAUGAUCAGUCACUACUAUGUUAAUGCUGUGUCACACCUGCAAAUGACCUUUUCUUGUUGCUGUUAUUAUUCCAGGUAACAAAAAGUUGCCUGUGUUGCUCUUCCUGGAUGACUACAAUGGCCUUCAUGUGUGCUAGCAUUACUAUUUUUUUUAUGUUUACUUCUGUAAUUGUUGCAGCUCAAAGCCAGCACCAGUUUUUAUUGAUCACCUUGUGUUUCAUUUCCAGUACAGUAUACUCCCCAGACUGUUUUUUUAAUAACAUCAGAAAUGUUUUUUUUUUUUAUUUUUAAACAUUGGGAGCUUUGAAAUAAAUGAUUUUCUGAAAUAUUAGAGAUUUGCAGUCUGUGAUCAGCAAGUCCAUUUUCCAUCAUACAGAAUUUAAAUCUAAAGUUCAACAUGGUGAUGUAACAUAAUACAGUAACCACUUGUAAUGAGGCAUUUGUUAAGAAAGUAUUUAUAAAUUGAGAUUUUUAUGAGCUGCUAUUGAACCAUUUUAUUUCUAGUUCUUUGAUUACAAAGGCCUCAAAAAACUGAUCUCUGCAACUGAAGUCGUCUUCUACUCUUUCCUGCACUGAUUAUCAUUAGGACACAAUGUCGUCAAAUUUUUCAUCUAACUCUUCAUACCAAAGAGAGAUACAUAUGAUCUCAAAACUAUGUAUAAAGUUGGCUUUUUUUUUCUUAUAUAGUGUAUAUUGUUUGUACAGUACAUAUAGAUACACAUGUAAAGUUUAUGUACAUGUAUUCUCAUGUGUACAUACAGAUAUACACGCACCAUACAUAGGUACAUACUUAUAUAUUUCAAUCAAGUGUUGGUUUAUAGUGCUCUUACAUAUGUGGUAGGGGUUUUACUAUCUAACAAUUUAUAAGCAAGUGAUCAUGUAGGAAGUCCAGCACGGUACCCCACACUGCAGUACAUACAUACUUCAAAUGCAGUUGGUCAAACAAUGUGUUUGCGAAGUAACUGCUUGUAGUUCUCAUCAGAUCUAAUAUAUGGCAAAAGCAAAGUGAACCAGCACUUAAUUGUCAUACUUUAUUUUUACUUUAUUCCACUGUUACAACGGCAUAUUUAAUUUAUUAGUAAUUAUGGAAGAAAGAUUAUAUAUGAAUAGAUACAUAUAUGUAUUAUUUGGUUAUUUUCAUUGUUCCUCUAUAUUCAGGGUUGCCUUCCAGUUCUCUCAGUGUCAGGCAUUUCAUUUUUGUUAUAUGUUUACUCAUUAGUUCCCAGUUUUGUUCCCUCAUUUUAUUUCUUAUGCAAACAAGUACAACUCAGUGAAAUACUGAACUGUAGUUUAUUUUGGUCAAUAUAGGAUUCCUUUGGUAUUUUUUAUUUUUUUGUAAUUUGAAAUGAUACCUGCUAUCUGAAUUAGAACUCUUUCACUGAAGAACUCUAGGACAACUUUAAAUUUUCCGAGCAACGAAGAAAUCUUCGUAAGUACAGUAUAACCCUUGUCGUGAUGUAGAAGAUUUCUUCCAAAAUGUAGAUACUGAGAUCCAUUCCUUUCAAUGUGGCUUAUAAUGUACCAGAGAUUCCUGUUGGAGUAAAUGUAGUACUGAUAAAGUACGAAUUUGGUAUUUUUUCUUAAAACAGCACUCGUAGGUUAUCUAAUCAUAACAGUGAAUAUUGUGAUUGAUAACUUGGCUGUUUACAUUUAUGUAAAGUUCAAAACUUCUCUGACAGAAUCAGGCAGCAUUCAAAACCUAGUUCUCAAAAUAAACCUUACCAGUAAACUGUGUUGUCCUGAAAUAAUGAAUAAAUUGAUAUCAUUUUUUAUUUUUUCCAACAUAUCAGUCCUAUGUGAACUGACCCAAAAAAAUGUCACUGUAAAACUAGAAGUGUUUUCAUUGUGGUAAUUUUCAUGCAGUACUUGCCUGUAGAAUUUUUGGGUUAUGGAUGCUGUGCUCCAUCUGGUAUCAUUAUGCCAAGGCAAGUGCCAUCCUAAGUAACAAAGGUUGUUACAGGUGAAAUAAUUAUCUUUGUACCGACAAUGGAAAUAAAUGUAAUUGUUAGA